This is a messenger RNA of Racocetra persica, 507 nucleotides long. NCBI's taxonomy places the organism in Eukaryota, Fungi, Glomeromycota, Glomeromycetes, Diversisporales, Gigasporaceae. The record is from the annotation of a GenBank genome assembly.
AUAUAUGUAUAUACUUUUGAUUUGAAUAAAUUCUUGCCUGGUAAAUGGGCUGCACCUCCUGAAGCACCUAACCGAAGAAUUGGUACCCUUCAAUAUGGAAUUGUUGGAAAAAGUACUUUUCCAGAUGUAAAAAAUUAUGGAGCAGAUUAUGAAGAAAUGUUUCAAUUAAGUCCUGAGCAACGUGGUAUCAUUACAGGCUUAAACAUUCACCAUUCUGAUAUCGUGCAUGGUUUAACGGUUAAAUACAAAGGUCAUCCUGUGUCCACUGCAGGGGAUGUAAAAGGUGGAAAUGCAUCAACUAUUCGAGGUCUUAAUGAAAAUCUUUAUAUUACUUCGGUAGAAGUUUACUUUUCUGAUCGUAUCAUUAGUGGUAUUCAAUUCUUUUUCAAUAGUACUCCAAACUCUGAUAUUCUUAAAAGUGAUUUAAAUGUAAAUAGUUCAGAAAUUUUUGGAAGUGACUUAAAUGCACAAAGAUUCGUUAGUGAGCCUCCUCAUGGUUUCAAAUUG